Drosophila guanche is the source of this 2011-nucleotide messenger RNA. Its product is annotated as cilia- and flagella-associated protein 45. Bases 92 to 1711 code for a protein of 539 amino acids. The record is from RefSeq and is a predicted model, not a curated record. The transcript has a single exon. NCBI's taxonomy places the organism in Eukaryota, Metazoa, Arthropoda, Insecta, Diptera, Drosophilidae.
UGUUCCCUGUGCGCGUUGCUGACUUUUUUACACAGUUUUAUUUAUUGUUUUAUUGUUUGCCUAAUCAUUGACCACCGAGGAGAGGCCCAGGAUGCCUUGCUACUCAGCCUCCAAUGUGCGUUUUGUCAGCGCCGAGUCGCAGCUGAAGGAUAGAUGCCAGGAGCUGCGGUCGCGGGCCAGGGCACAGACGGCGGCAUAUCGUCCCCCGGCGGGUGGAUUUCGGCCCUCUACCCAGAUGGGUGUCGCCUCGUUCCGAAGACCCUUUGACCAGUCGGCGGCCUACGACCAGAAGCAGCUGAAACGGAACGAGCGAGACAGGAAACGCAAUCAGGGCUCGAAGCACAUUGUGCUGCGACCCAACGAUCUGAGGCGACUUAAGGAUCAGGGCAGGGUAGUGACCGUGCAGGAGAAGAUGCAGGAGAUCGACGAGAAGGAGGAGGCUCACCGCCAGCAGCUGCAGCUGGUGGAAGAGACAAGAAAGCGCUACAAGGAGAUCGACAAAGCACGACAGGCAGUGGCGGGAGAGGACAAGAUCAGUAGCGUGGAGAGCGAGAUUCUGGAGGAGAAGGGCUCGGUGCUGAGUCGCGCCUUUCUGGCCAAGCAAGAGCAGGAGGAGGAGGUGAAGCAGAUCAACCGCAUGAUCCUCGAUGCCAAGUGCAAGGCGGUGCGGGAGGCACAAAUCCAGGAGAAGUAUCUGCUGGCCAAGGCACUGCGGGAGGACGACGAGCGUCUGGCUCGGAUGGUCAACGCGGAGGCUCGGAAGGCCCUGAGCGCCGAGGAUGAGCGGGAGCGUCUGGAGAUCGAGAAGCGUGCCAAGUACGCCCAGGAGAUCCGCCAACAGCUGAGUGAGCGCGAGAACCGGCGCUACCUGGAGGCCAAGCGGGUGGCCGAGGAGGCCAAGGGCAUUCGCAGGGCCACGGAGCUGAUGCGCGAGGAGGAGGAGCGCCAGCGGAACUUCGUCCAUGUGCGCAAGCAGCGCUUCCGCGAGGAGCUGCAGCGGAUCCGCGACAUGUCCAACGUGUUCAAGACCAUGCUGAUGGAGCAGGAGCGCCUGGCCGACCUGCGGGUGAUGGCCUACAUGCGCGAGAAGCAGGAGAAGGAGCGCCAGCUGAAGGAGCUGAAGCGGCUGGCGAAGAAGGAGUUCGAGCGUCGCCAGCAGCGCAUCUUCACGGUGGCUGCCGAGGCCAUGGAGACGCGACACACCAACGAGGAGCUCAAGUACUUGAAGGAGCGCGACCGUGUGGAGCGCGAGUACCGGCAGCGGGAGAAGGACGCUGCCAUGGCCAAGCGGGAGGCGGAGCGGGACCUGCUCGAGUCGCGCGCCCAGCAGGCGCAGGAGAUGAAACACCGCCUGGCGCUGGAGAUCGCCCACGCCGAAGAGGAGUUCAACAAAGUGAUGGACCGCAUGCGUGAGGAAGAGGACAAGCAGAAGGCGCUCGACCAGCAGCGCGACUUCCAGCGUCUGGUCUACCGCAAGGAUCUCAAGCAGCAGAUGACCGACAAAGCGGAGGAGCGCCGUCGCCUGGCUAAAAUCGAGGCCGGUCGCGUCCAAAAGUGGCUGGAGCAUGAGCAGCAGCGGGACGCCAACAUCAAGCAGGUGAUCAGCGCCAAGAUCGCGUCCAUGCGGGAGAACUGCCUGCCCGAGAAGUACUUGAAGGAGGUGGAGAAGCAGCUGAAGAACAUCCAAGGCUCACGCAAUCGGAUACGCUGACGGAGGGUCCGGCUGAGGUUGCAUAGCUUGGGGCGGUGCCUGGGAGCAGUAGUGGGCUUCCCACUGGACCCCGAGAGUAUGCAGGAAUGUGGGUUCGAUCUAGCACCUACGAUACCCGCUACAGUAAGCUCAUUGCAUAGGGAUAUUCUUAGUGUAUUUUGAUAAUAAACGAAUGGCGCAAAACCCUAAGCUGAAAUCUACUAUACAUAUGUAUGUAUGUCCCAAAAGGUCUCAUGAAAAUGUAACCCACCGCCCGAAAGUAUGCCAUAAAGCUGCAAACGCCACAAAAGUAACUGCCGA